This is a messenger RNA of Diceros bicornis minor, 687 nucleotides long. RefSeq names its product serine/threonine-protein kinase LATS2-like. The transcript has 4 exons. NCBI's taxonomy places the organism in Eukaryota, Metazoa, Chordata, Mammalia, Perissodactyla, Rhinocerotidae. Bases 64 to 687 code for a protein of 207 amino acids. The record is from RefSeq and is a predicted model, not a curated record.
GACCUGAGGGAGACUGAGUGCCCAAAGCAAAAAGCCCCUGAAGGGCUGGGCGUUCUAAAACGCAUGAGGGCGUGGGGCAGGGCUGGGGACCGGGAAGGAAGGAAGGACCGAGUGCAGAGCCUGCCUAACUCCCGCAGGGCUGCUCCAAAAGGAAGAUGUGCCCCACCAUCUUCCUUUGGAGAGAGCCUGGAAUGUUCCAACUCCGAAACCCCUCAGUGGAGGCUCCGGAGGAGACUUCUGAAGCCUAGAUCAGAAGAAAGGGUUAAAGCCUUGAAAGGAGAACAAUCAUCGUGGGGCUCGGGGAGGCGGCUAGUGUUCCCUGCACUGCCCCAGUCUGAUCCCCGGGUCCUGAACCUUCCUGUCCCUGGACAGGCCUGCCAGCCACAGGCCUCUGAUUGGCCGAGCCCCCGGGUCCUCCCCGCUCCUGCUCUCCCACCCCUGGUGAAAACUGCGGGCGCCGGGCAGGGUGCAGCAACUGGAGGCAGCGGCGCAUCCGGAGGAGACUGCAGCAGCGGAGGACCGGAGCCCAGGCCAGGGGCCGCGCCGCACCCGGCCUUUCGGCUCCCGGGCUUUUGCCCGCUGGGAGAACAGUUGUCUGGGGCUGAGGCGCUGGAGAAGAACGGGAAGAAGGGCGCCAAGGACAGCCAGACGUCCCCAAACCCAACUCGCAAAGGCGGCGGGGGAUGA